UGUUUUUCUAAAAAAAAAGAAAAAAGAAAAUCGGGUUUUUCUGUGAUCAUUUUCUGGACCUAAAAUUGGUGGUUUUUCUCUACACCUGAGCAAGAGGUCCUGAACGGAGUUGUUGGGUUCUGGUGGAGUCAUUCAUAAAGAGAAACUCAGUAGAGACAUUCGGAUUGGGGAAACAGAGGUGACAAAACGCGACCGCCUUCCUCAAGCCCCUCUACUAUUAUUCGCCGCACUUCCUCUCUGGAUACACUUGCUGCUCCAUACCUUGCAGGGCACUGGCCUCGUGAUAAUCAUGGUCAAACUGCUCCUUGCAUGAAGGACAAAGCUACACAGACAGAGAGUGCAUGGGCUGAAGAAUAUUCUGAAAAGAAGAAAGGGUCUCACAAGCGUUCAGCAUCCUGGGGCAGUACAGAUCAACUUAAGGAGAUUGCAAAAUUACGCCAGCAAUUGCAGAGAAGUAAGCAUAGCAGUCGACAUCAUCGAGAUAAAGAAAGACAGUCACCAUUCCAUGGCAACCAUUCAGCCAUUAACCAGUGUCAGGCUCCUGUUCCAAAGAGUACUCUUAUUCCAGCAAUUCCCAUCACCAAAUCAACAGGCUCCCGGUUCCGGAACAGUGUGGAAGGAUUGAAUCAGGAGAUUGAAAUAAUAAUUAAAGAAACAGGGGAAAAGGAAGAACAACUUAUACCACAAGAUAUUCCAGAUGGCCAUCGUGCGCCUCCUCCCCUUGUACAGAGAAGUAGCAGCACACGCAGCAUCGACACUCAGACUCCUGGUGGGGCGGACAGGGGGAGCAACAACAGCAGCCGCUCCCAGUCUGUGUCCCCCGCGUCAUUCCUCACCAUCUCCAAUGAAGGCAGCGAAGAGAGCCCUUGUUCAGCUGAUGACCUGCUCGUUGAUCCCAGAGAUAAAGAGAAUGGGAACAACUCUCCUUUGCCCAAAUAUGCAACUUCACCAAAACCCAACAAUAGUUAUAUGUUCAAAAGGGAACCUCCAGAGGGCUGUGAAAGGGUCAAAGUCUUUGAAGAAUGCUCGCCAAAACAACUUCACGAAAUCCCAGCCUUUUAUUGUCCUGACAAAAACAAGGUGAAUUUCAUUCCUAAAAGCAGCUCUGCUUUCUGCCUCGUCAGCAUCCUCAAGCCACUCCUUCCCACGCCAGAUCUUACCCUCAAGGGCUCUGGCCACAGCCUGACAGUCACCACUGGCAUGACGACCACUCUGCUGCAGCCCAUCGCCAUGGCCUCCCUGUCUGCAGAGCAAGACCGAGUCUCCCGAGGAACAAGUACAAUCCUGCCCUCGGCCUCGCUACUCACACCACCCGAACCGAUUGAGGAGGCUGAAGGGUAGGUCCCAGUGCUGCGUAGCCACUGCUCCCUCAGAUCUCCUGACUGUGAUGGCACCUUGCGUUCGUGCUCACUUGGCCGUGCCCUGCUCAGGCUUCCAGGGUGACUCCCAGCACAGCUUCUGGAAGAACACCCUCUGGUGGCCGGCUCGCUGGAAGGCCAGCCCUCAGUGCUUAGCCUGCUUUCUCCUAAAGCGCCAGUUGAAACAGAAAGGUCUCAUCCUUUGCUUUUGGUGGGCUGAUACCACUUUUUUUGUUGUUUUGUUUUUAAAUUAAACUUCUUUAGAAACAAAAACACAACAAAACACUGACCCCUGCAAAUGAUUCCUGGAGACGUGAAUGAUGCUGCAAGAACCAUCUUUUAUAUGAUAACGACUAUUUUAUAAAACCAAUGUGACAUUUUCUGAAACGUAGCAAACAGAUGUUCAAAAGAUUCUUUGGUGGCCUCUGUUUCUUGUUUCCCUUUCUCAAUGUGUGCUUUUCUCAGCUGUUUUCAGCUUUGGGACCAAAGGGAUUGUUGACAUUUCCCCAGCAAUCUUAUUCUCAUGACUGUGUUCUCCUCCCAAACAAGAAUUGAUAAGUAAAUGCGUUGAACAAGUAUAUAAAAAAAGAAAUAAAAAGCAAUAUUAGUACAU
Molecule: messenger RNA, 1971 nt
Organism: Myotis davidii
Lineage: Eukaryota; Metazoa; Chordata; Mammalia; Chiroptera; Vespertilionidae
Gene: FAM117B
Product: family with sequence similarity 117 member B
Exons: 8
Coding region: 310-1341 (343 amino acids)
Source: RefSeq, a predicted model, not a curated record